Molecule: messenger RNA, 297 nt
Organism: Lecanosticta acicola
Lineage: Eukaryota; Fungi; Ascomycota; Dothideomycetes; Mycosphaerellales; Mycosphaerellaceae
Source: the annotation of a GenBank genome assembly
AUGAAGCGCAUCAGACAUGGAAUGGCCGCGGGCGAAGUCUAUCAGAACCUGCGCGACGGACCAGGAAUCCAGGAUCGGGUACAAAGGCAACCUCGAGGAUACCAGCCGCGAGCGAGGACAGCUUUGAUAGCCCCAACGACAGCGGUGUUCGCUUCGCCGGCAUGGAUGAUGCUCUGCGAGGGUGCCGACUUCAAGGCCUUUGGCUUUGUACAGCUGGACAUUAAUGCUGCCGACUGCGAGCAAAAGGUCGAUGUCUUCGAAGUGGAGCAGGAUACUGCCGUCGCUCCAAUUGCUUAG